Molecule: messenger RNA, 1079 nt
Organism: Cyphomyrmex costatus
Lineage: Eukaryota; Metazoa; Arthropoda; Insecta; Hymenoptera; Formicidae
Exons: 4
Coding region: 55-993 (312 amino acids)
Source: RefSeq, a predicted model, not a curated record
UGAAACGCGCUGCGUUUCGGUGCUGUGGAAUAUUUUUCUCUAAUAAACUUCGCUAUGGAGCAAUUAAAAGAAUUAAGCGUUUGUUUUAAAGUCAAUAAUGACAUGCUUUCGUUGAAAUUUCAACCAACUGAAACAGAGUUAUACAAUAAAUUAAUAAACGAUGAUACCUACAGCAUACAAUAUGUGAAACUUUUAAUUAAAAAUGGAAUGUUUGUCCUAAGUGGAAGUCAAAAUCAGAAAAUUCAAGAAAUAUUUCGAGUACUUGAAGAUGAAGAACAGUUGAUAUUCCACAUGAAUAUCCACGGUAGUAAUUGCAACAAUCAAGAUCAGCUAUCAGAGUACAAUAAAGAAAAUGAAGCACAAUUCUUGUUUGAAUCCUUCGAAUCACAGGAGUACGAUCAGAAUGAAUCACAAUCCCAGGAAUACAAAAAAACAGAAAAGAAUAUCGAUUACUGGAGCGAUUCAGCAACAUCGUUUCUUCUUGAUAAAUACGAAACAUAUAUGUUGAAUAUUGGUCCCAUGAAAAAAUUUAAAACUAAAAAAUUGAUGUGGGCGCAAAUUUCAAAAGACAUGAUGACAAUAUUGAACAUAUCAAAAACUCCUCUUCAAAUUGAAAAUCGGUAUAAAACCAUCCUUAAAAGAAAAAAAAAAGCAGUUGAGAACAACUCUAAAUCAGGCAGCUCUAGAGAGACUGUACCAUUCGAAGAAGAAUUGCGUAAAAUUGCUCAUGCGGACGAUAGUAUUGAACCCGAGGUAUUGCGAAGUGCGAGGAGCGUUAAAUAUCCUAAAUUGAAUGCAGAAAUGUUAGAAGAAAUCAGCAAUGGUAGUGCCUCCACACAUUCUACUGAAAGCUUAUCGCCGAAGACAAAGAAGUCGAAACCAAGUUUUGUCGAUAAAAAGAUAGAAUACUGGGAAAAGAAAGAAGCGGCAAAAGAAAAACGUCAUCGAGAAAAGUUAGAUCUAAUACGGGAGUUGUUCGCUAAACAAGAGUAACGGGAAAAAAGUAAUAUAAUGUAAAAACAAACAGUAUUGCUAGUGCUUUCAAUUUUUCUUUUUUAUUUUUAGAGCUUCCAAUCGAA